AUGGCUUCGAAACGAAAGGGCUCGUUCUCAGCAAACGCGGACGAGCAGCACAUAGAUCCCUCUGAUGAGCUUCUAUUUCACUGUCUGGGAGGCGGCAACGAAGUCGGGAGGUCCUGUCAUAUCAUUCAAUACAAGGGGAAGACGGUUAUGCUUGAUGCCGGGAUGCACCCAGCCAAAGAUGGCUUUGCCGCGCUGCCUUUCUUCGAUGACUUCGACCUGAGUACUGUUGAUAUCCUCCUUAUAAGCCAUUUCCAUUUGGAUCAUUCGGGUUCCCUACCAUAUGUCCUCAGCAAAACGAACUUCAAAGGCCGAGUUUUCAUGACCCAUGCCACCAAGGCCAUUUACAAAUGGCUGAUCCAGGAUAAUGUCCGUGUCAGUAAUACAUCUUCCUCCUCUGAUCAACGAACAAGCCUCUAUACGGAGCAUGACCAUCUCUCGACUCUCCCCAUAAUUGAAACUAUUGAUUUCAAUACCACCCACACGAUCAACAGCAUUCGAAUCACUCCAUUUCCGGCCGGCCAUGUGCUCGGUGCUGCGAUGUUUCUUAUUUCCAUCGCGGGACUUAACAUCCUGUUCACUGGUGACUACUCCAGAGAAGAGGAUCGCCACUUGAUAUCUGCAGAAGUCCCCAAGGGCGUCAAAAUAGACGUCAUGAUAACAGAGUCUACUUUUGGUAUAUCAUCAAAUCCACCUCGACUAGAGCGUGAAGCGGCCCUCAUAAAAUCGGUCACUAGCAUUAUAAAUCGAGGAGGAAGGGUCCUUAUGCCCGUCUUUGCGCUCGGUCGAGCACAGGAGCUGCUCCUGAUCCUGGAUGAAUACUGGAGCCGGCACCCUGAACUACAGAAAGUGCCAAUUUACUAUAUCGGAAAUAUGGCUCGUCGAUGUAUGGUUGUAUACCAAACAUACAUUGGGGCGAUGAAUGAGAACAUAAAGCGGCUCUUCCGCCAGCGCAUGGCUGAAGCUGAAGCCAGAGGCGAUAAGAGCGUUACUGCCGGGCCCUGGGACUUCCGUUUCGUGCGGAGUCUAAGGAACUUGGACCGCUUCGAGGAUGUGGGAGGGUGCGUCAUGCUUGCAUCUCCUGGUAUGCUCCAAACAGGAACUAGCAGAGAACUGUUGGAGCGCUGGGCGCCAAACGAACGGAACGGUGUCAUUAUGACGGGUUACAGCGUCGAGGGUACGAUGGGGAAACAGAUAAUCAACGAGCCCGAGCAGAUCCCGGCUGUUAUGAGUGCUAAAAAUGCCGCCGGCCCUAGUGAUGACCAAAAGAUCAUGAUACAACGAAGAUGCACAGUCGAUGAAAUCAGUUUUGCAGCUCACGUUGAUGGUGUUGAAAACAGGGAAUUCAUUGAAUCUGUUGCUGCUCCUGUUGUGAUUCUUGUUCAUGGAGAAAAACAUCAGAUGAUGAGGUUGAAAUCAAAGCUGUUGAGCUUGAAUGUGGACAAGGAAGUCAAAGUCAAAGUCUACACUCCUGCCAACUGUGACGAGGUUCGCAUCCCAUUUAUGGUUGACAAAGUUGCUAGAGUCGUCGGCCGAUUAGCGGAGACGUCACCCCCAAUGGGACAGGACGACUCUCGGUUAAUGGACGGCGUUCUUGUUCAAAAUGGCUUCAAGUUAUCGAUGAUGGCAUCUGAUGACCUUAGGGAAUAUGCUGGGCUUACCACAACAAUGGUUACGUGCAAACAGUACAUUACCCUCAGUACGGCGAGCAUUGAUCUCAUCCGUUGGGCACUUGAAAGUACUUUUGGCCUGAUCGAAGAGAUCGACCCGCCUUCGACUGAGGACACUAAAAACUCCAAUGGAACCUCAAGCAAGUCUCAGAAUGACUCGAUUAUGAAAAAUGGGGAAGAAGAAGCAGACGAGGAGAUACCGUCCUGCAUAUUAACCACAUAUCUGAUAAUGGGCUGCGUCUUUGUGAGAUAUAACCCACAACGUCGCGAGGUUGAAGUAGAGUGGGAAGGUAAUAUGAUGAACGAUGGAGUUGCUGACGCUGUGAUGGCGGUACUGCUCACUGUAGAGAGCAGCCCGGCAGCUGUUAAACGUUCAAGUAAGAAUAAGCAUUGCCAUAGCCAUGAGCCGCUCCCGAACAACCCCCAUUCCCACCUGACCCCCGAAGAGCGUUUUAUGCGCUUAUGCAUGAUCCUUGAAGCACAGUUUGGCUCCGAAAUCGCUCCAAUUGAACGUCCGAAAGUGAAACGCGGUAGAGGCCCCAACGCGGGUUCCCCAUCCAAUGAAGACGCUGGCAAGGCUGAUACGCCUGAGCUGGAAGGAUCGGAAGAUGAGGAGGAGCUCCAGGAAAUGGAAGAGCUGGAGUUGGGUCGAUUACAUUCCCUCGGGAUACCAGUGCCAGGGGUUGAGAUCAAGGUCGACAACCAUAUCGCCCGGGUGUGGCUCGAAACACUAGAAGUCGAAUGUUCCUACCCGGUCUUGAGGGACCGUGUUAGGGUUGUGGUCGAGAGAGCAGUGGAAACUGUUGCUGACAUGUGGAAUACGAAAGCUGGGAGCGCGAUGCCAGCAAAGACCAUCCCCAACGGGUCUACCACGAUUAAGACGGAGCAAGUUGUCUAG
This is a messenger RNA of Microsporum canis CBS 113480, 2565 nucleotides long. RefSeq names its product endoribonuclease ysh1. Bases 1 to 2565 code for a protein of 854 amino acids. Gene Ontology annotation, cellular component: mRNA cleavage and polyadenylation specificity factor complex. The transcript has 5 exons. Gene Ontology annotation, molecular function: 5'-3' exonuclease activity; RNA binding; RNA endonuclease activity. The record is from RefSeq and is a predicted model, not a curated record. Gene Ontology annotation, biological process: mRNA 3'-end processing by stem-loop binding and cleavage. Lineage: Eukaryota; Fungi; Ascomycota; Eurotiomycetes; Onygenales; Arthrodermataceae.